Molecule: messenger RNA, 426 nt
Organism: Thlaspi arvense
Lineage: Eukaryota; Viridiplantae; Streptophyta; Magnoliopsida; Brassicales; Brassicaceae
Source: the annotation of a GenBank genome assembly
AUGGCUUUGGGUGGAACUGCUCCCCCUAGAGGAAGUGCGGCAGCUGCUGCCGCCAAUCUCCGUCGGAGGAGGACAGGUGGCGGGCCUGCUGGAGGAGCAAGCAACACCAUGCUCCAGUUUUACACUGAUGAUGCGCCGGGACUCAAGAUUUCUCCCAAUGUCGUUCUCGUUAUGAGCAUUGGAUUCAUUGCAUUUGUUGCCAUCCUUCAUGUCAUGGCGGCAAGGCAACACGAUCCUUGGGAAGGGUUGCCAAGUGUCUUGUCAAAUAAUCUGAGUUUUAGGUUAAGAUAUCCGGAGGUUUUGGCCUAUCCGAAGAAAUUAAAAUUACAAGAGCUCGCUUCUCUUUCUGGAGAAAAUGGUAUUCGGCAAAUGCGUAUUCAUGUCCUUGUUUUCAUCCCAAGGCAUCCAUCCAUUGCACAAGAGUAA